AUGAUUUUAGGAGCUCCUGCCGAACAACGUUGUCGAUAUAUAUUUCGUUUUUAUAAUUUAAAAAAUAAUGGAAAUAUGUCCAUAGAAGAAUUUCGAGAGCUUCAUACUGACGUCCAAAAUCUCAAAGCUGGCAAAGCAAAUAAUGAUGCUCCGCUAUACAGUGAAGUUGUAUCUGCUUUUAAUUCUUUUAAUGUUCAAGCUAAUAAUCUAUUACAAUUAACUGAUUUUUUAAAUUCUGUGGGCCAAUUGAAAUAUCGUGGAACAUCUGUCCUAUUUCGUCUUAAUACAAGUGUACAAGAUUUAUUGCGAAUGUGCAAACGAUAUAAAGAUGUGAAAACAGAUAAUCUUAAUGAUCGAGCUCAGACAACUGUAAAUUAUGAAAUAGCUGAUCAUUGUGUAACAUUAAAAAAAUCCGGUACACUUUCACAAGUCGAAUCAUUACGUUCAAUGAAUCGCAGCGAUCAAUUAAGUACAACAACAGAAAAUGCAUUAAAAAAUUUACCUCGAUCACCAUCAGAAGAAAUAUUUGAUCGAAGAACAGUAGCAACUGAUACUCAAGAUUUAUUACGUUUUUUUGAAAAACGUGACCAAACAAAAGAUGCUUUAAUGUGGACGCCGAGUACAUUUAUUAAUUUAGCAAAAAAUGUUGUUAAUUUAUGUAGAGAAGUCAGAGACAUAAUUCGACGUGAACCACGUUGUCUUAAAUUAGCAUCACCGUGUUAUGUACUUGGUGAUAUACAUGGAAAUUAUCAAGAUUUAGUAUGUUUUGAAAAAUCUUUAUGGCGUGCAACACCACUUUUAUCACCAGCAUCAUUUCUUUUUCUUGGUGAUUAUGUUGAUCGUGGUAUUCAUGGACUUGAAGUUAUUAUUUAUUUGUUAGCGGCAAAAUAUCAAUGUCCAAAAAAAGUUUUACUUCUUCGUGGAAAUCAUGAAAUAAGAAAAGUUCAACAAAUGUUUAGUUUUUACAAAGAAUGUCUUGGAAAAUUUGGUGAUAUACUUGGUAAAGAAGUAUGGGAUGCAAUCAAUGGAGUGUUUGAUGUAUUACCACUUGCUGCAGUAAUUGAUGAUAAAAUUCUCUGUGUGCAUGGUGGUAUUCCAAGUCCUACAUCAUGUUCGGGUGAUUUUGUUUCCACUGUUAAUGAUAUUAUUGUACCAUUAAGUGAUCCAGAAAAUGAAUCACCUUUAGCAUGGGAAAUCAUGUGGAAUGAUCCAUUUUCAAUUGAUACAAAUACUGUUGCUCAACUACCCAUUGGUGCUAAUGCUGGUUUUUUUAAUAAUACACGAAGAAGUACUGGAAAUUAUUUUACAUGUGAAGCGCUUAUGGCUUUUCUUGAUAAAAAUAAUUUUUCAUAUGUUAUACGUGCUCAUGAAGUACAACAAGUUGGCUUCAAGGUACAAUUAAGUGGCCGUCUGUUAACUGUUUUUUCAUCGUCUCACUAUUGUGGUGGAACAAAUGAAGCCGCAACUGUACUUGUUGAUUCAGCUAAAUUACGAUUGAUCAGACUUGAUACAGCAUAA
Molecule: messenger RNA, 1518 nt
Organism: Rotaria sp. Silwood1
Lineage: Eukaryota; Metazoa; Rotifera; Eurotatoria; Philodinida; Philodinidae
Source: the annotation of a GenBank genome assembly